Molecule: messenger RNA, 2235 nt
Organism: Candidozyma duobushaemuli
Lineage: Eukaryota; Fungi; Ascomycota; Pichiomycetes; Serinales; Metschnikowiaceae
Gene: FAA2-3
Product: Faa2-3p
Exons: 1
Coding region: 1-2235 (744 amino acids)
Biological process (GO): long-chain fatty acid metabolic process
Cellular component (GO): endoplasmic reticulum; membrane
Molecular function (GO): long-chain fatty acid-CoA ligase activity
Source: RefSeq, a predicted model, not a curated record
AUGUCACUUCUUGCCCCAGCAAACUCCGAAUACGUUCUUGAGGAUUUCGAUGCCCAAGGCAUCACCAUUCGCCAGCUCCGAGACCAAGGCGUUGUGCCCUUUGACUACAACGAUGUGGGCUACGCAUCCCCGGUUUCUGGGCUGCAACAGAGCGGCUUCCUGGCGGUUUACCGUAACAACUCGGUUUCCACGGUGAAAAAGUUCUUUGCUCCUGGUUUUGAGACCUACCAUGGCAUGAUCCAGCACUCCGUGAGAAACCACGGUGACUUGCCUGCGUUGUCUCUGAGGACUUAUGACUACAAAACCAACCAGUCUGGAGCCUACGAGACCAUCACCUACAACCAGUUGGACGAGAGGAGAAAGGCCUUGGGAUCUGGUUUGUUGUUUCUUUUGCAGAACAACCCUUACAAGGUGCCUGGCUUGGAGUCCCACGAGAAGAUCUCCACCCAUGCUGCCAACUACCAGUCCUACGACGCUAACAACCACAGUUUCAUCGUGACUCUUUUCGCCCAGAACAGAGCAGAAUGGAUCUUGACGGACAUUACUUGUGCCUCCUUCUCCAUCACAAGCACUGCCUUGUACGACACCUUGGGCCCCGGCACCUCCAAGUACAUUUUGGAGCUCACCUCUUCCCCUGUGGUGAUUGCCCUGGGUAUCCACAUCAGGACUUUGCUUGAUUUGAAGAGAACCUCGCCCAAGGAGCUCGAGGCGCUCAUUUCGGUGGUCUCCAUGGACCCAUUGAGCGAGGUCUAUGGCGAACAGGGCAAACAGCAGCUCAUUGACGAGGCCAAGGCCUUGAACAUCAUGCUCUACGACUUUGAGCAGGUGUUGGAGGUUGGUCGUAUCUUCCCUCACGCCGACUUGCCCCCAAAGAGCACCACCCAGUACACCAUUUCCUUCACUUCGGGAACUACCGGCUCCAAGCCCAAGGGUGUCGUUUUGACUCACUCCAACCUCGCCGGUGCUGUGGCUUUCCUUGUUUGUCAGGUGCCUUCCAUUCAGAACUACAAGGACUUUUGCUUUUUGCCGUUGGCCCACAUUUUCCAGCGUCAUUGCACUGCUAGUUCUCUUAUGAUCGGUGCUACCGUGGGGUUCCCACAACUUGGCGGUACACCUUUGACUCUCUUGGAGGACUUGAAGCUCUUCAAGCCCACAUACAUGUCCAACGUGCCCCGUGUGUUCACCAAGUUCGAGGCUGCCAUCAAGAGCGCCACAAUCCACUCCGACAAGGCCCUCGCCAAGAGCAUCUUUACCCGUCUCAUCAACAACAAGAUGGAGAAGCAGGCUUCUGCCGAGAACGAGAAGGGCUCUCACUGGCUCUACGAUCGUGUUCUUGCUCCAAAGCUUAGAAAGGCGUUGGGCUUUGACGAGAUGGAAUGGACCGUCACUGGGCUGGCCCCAAUCUCUCCGCUGACUGUGAAGUUUUUGAAGGCUGCUUUGAACAUCGGCUUCUCUCAGGGUUACGGAUUGACCGAGACCUUCGCUGGUAUCUCCUUCAGUGUUCCAUUUGAGAAGGAGCCUGGAUCCUGUGGUGCCAUUGGUGUGGCCAGUGAAAUCAGUUUGCGUGAUUUGCCUUCUUUGGGCUACUCUGUUGACGGUGAGGACCCUGCUGGUGAGUUGCUUAUUCGUGGCCCUCAGGUCUUCUCCCACUACUUCAAGAACCCCGAGGAGACCAACAAGGCUUUGAAGGAUGGCUGGUUUUACACUGGUGACGUGGCCAGAAUUGAUGGAAAGACGGGUCGUUACUACAUCGUGGACAGAGUCAAGAACUUCUUCAAGUUGGCUCACGGCGAGUACGUGACGCCCGAGAAGGUCGAGAACAACUACCUUUCCAGCAACUCUAUCCUUACACAGGCUUUCGCCCACGGUGAGUCCGUGCAGAGCUACUUGGUUGGUAUCAUUGGUGUCGAGGAGCCCAAGGCCAAGGAUUUCUUGAUCAGAAAGUGCAAUGUGCCAGCUUCUGCCUUGAUGACUCCCGAGGCCAUCUUGGAGCAGAUCAACCAGCGUGAGAACAGAACCAUCUUGCUUGAAGAUUUGAACCGCAACGUCCAAGGUCUCUUUGGCUUUGAGAAGCUCCACAACAUCUACAUUGAGUAUGAGCCAUUGCGUCUUGAGAGAGACGUUGUGACGCCUACUGUCAAGAUCAAGCGUCCUGUUGCCGCCAAGUUCUUCAAGGACCAGAUUGCCGCCAUGUACAGCGAGGGCAAGUUGACCGAGGCCCAGGCAAAGAUUUAA